Molecule: messenger RNA, 3749 nt
Organism: Anoplophora glabripennis (Asian longhorned beetle)
Lineage: Eukaryota; Metazoa; Arthropoda; Insecta; Coleoptera; Cerambycidae
Exons: 2
Coding region: 294-3278 (994 amino acids)
Source: RefSeq, a predicted model, not a curated record
UAGACCACGUCGUGCCGAAUCUAGUAGGCAUUGGGACUGUGUAAAAUAAAGCUCAGUUGUUCUCGCGUGUACCACUGCGUCUUAUUUUUAUCCGGUGGCCUCCUUUGCCGGUCUUGAACUUCACGGCAUGUCCGUUACGUCUCGUGAAUUUAAAAUUGUUUGUGUCCCUCGGAAUUUCGGUGUGCAGCCAAACAUUGUAAUGUGUAAUUGUUUGCGAGUGCUCUUGAGGUGAUCUUUUGACUGAAAGUGAAGUUGGAAGUUGGGUACCUAGUGUUGAUACAGAUCCAUUGAAAAUGAAGUACAACACCAUCAGCACAAGCAGUUUGGCGAGCGAGGGGAAGAAGUCUACCUUAACUAUAUAUGCAGAUAUGGAUAUAUCGCACAACAAGAUGGCGUAUACGGAGUCGGAGAUGUCCUCCAUUAGGGGCGAGCUAGAAAUAGUACAGAAAGCUCUAAAACUUCAGACAAAGAGAUGUCGGCAACUAGUUGCAGAAUACACCAGGCGACUCCAAGAAAAAGAAGUACAGUAUCGCUCAGAAAAAGCUCUUAGAGACGAUCAGUUGGCAAAAGUCCUAAGGGCAUUGUUAAUAUUUGAGGCUAGACUUAAGCAAGAACAAAAGUAUAUCAGCCAUCAGCUUAACGAAAAAGAUUAUAUAAUCAAGAAACAAAGCAGCGACAUUAAGAAACUGCUAUCGAAUCAGUAUUGCAAAAACUGCAACCAGUACUAUGUUUCAAGCCCAGUUCAAGAAAGCUUAGACAGCAGUUCGGAGUACGUAGUCACUGAUUAUCAAGAUUACCAAUCAUCCAAUUUUGAAUCAUUAGAUAGUAGUAGUGAGACCUACGCUACCAUAUCAGAAAAAGGCUACAAGUCUGAAGGUACUUAUCAGUCAUACAAUAACGAAGAUAAUUCUAAGUCAGAAACGGAAUCUGUGAAAAAUAUUUACCAGAAGAAUAGAAACAAGGAUUCCUUAGGAAGGAGAUCUAGAAAGAUCCCACAUCGGAAAAGUAUAGGAACUUAUUUUGAGGUCUUAAAAUUGCGAAAUGAUAAUGCUAGUCCCAUAUCGAACGAAGAUAAUACCAGUAAUGACUACGAUAACUUAGACUCAUUACCAUCUGAGAGCGUAACAGAUAAAAUAAGUCUUGUGUCUGAGAACAUAGAACUAAUUUUUGAAAAGAAUGAAGAAAUUAUUGAUGAAGCGGAGUCGAGCCCAAACAUUUCCAUAUCAGAGUGUAACGACACUGUUAUCAAUAAAAGCAUAACAACAGUGGUUGAAAAUGAUAAAAGUUCUGAUGUAAAUUUCAAUGAAAUCAUAUUGAGUAAAAUUAAAACUAAAAAUGAUACAGCAAAUGAAAUUAGUGAAGACAUCAUUGAGCAAAGUACAUCUAAACUGUCAAAAAUCACUGAAACAAUACCCGUGUUUGAGGCUGACGGUGAAACCAAUGAUAAUUGGUAUGCGAGUGCUAGUGACCAGGAAGACGAAGAACACAGGGAUAUAUACAGGAAUAAUCCAGUAUUGGAAUGUAUGAAUCAAAUCUUAUUACAAAACAUAAGUGAUCCUUUAAAUUCGCCACCUAAAACACCUAAUAUGGAAAGAAAAUCUGUCAAGAAUAAACGUGUAAAGUUUAGUGAUGAAGAAGAAAAUAAAAUACCAGACGUAAAAGAAUCCACACUUACUCAAGAAAAUUUAAAUGAGAAGAAAGGUACAUCAACUCACGAUUAUUAUGAAACACCAAUACAAAAAACCCCGAACUUUUAUGAGACACCCCAAAGUAUUUACAGCAAUGAUUACGAGCAAAUUUUAAGCAAGUGCAGCGAAACAUUUUCUAAUUCUCCUUUAACAAAAUCGGCACAAGACAAAGAAUUUACCAAUAAGUUAAACAUAAUCGCACAACCUCAUUAUUACAUGGAUAUGGAGCCCAAAGUAGAAACUGGGGAACAGGAAAAAAUCAUUAGGAAGAGUAAAAUCUUACGCACCCCUCCAGCAUUGCCCCCGAAACCUGCAAAUCUUGUUUCGAAAUACAAAAUCCAAAAUAUUGGCAAAAAGACUCCAUCGGAAAAAAGCAACGAUAGUUUACUAGACUGUGAACCUGAUUACUGUUCGAUAUCGGAGUUAAACUUACCACAAAACAGAAAUAUUUCCUUUAAGAAAAUUAAUGUAGUUGCUGAAAUAAAUUCUCCAACUUCCCAAGAUGUUUUAAAUAAAUUAUGCUCUCCAAAUGAAUUGCCCAGGGUGGAUAAAGGAAACAAUAUCAACAAUAAAGUUAAUCGUAGUCCAUGUGAUUACGACCCAGUCUCUGUUAAUAAUGACAAUUUGGUGGUUAAAAAAUGUGUAGAAAAAUUAAACAUCCAACUUGCCAAACAAACCCCUAUCAGAUCUGAAGUUGCAAUAAAAUUACAGACUCCAAAAAAGAAUGAACCUGAAAUACCAAAGUUACCCCAAGUGUCCGAAAUAAUAAUUCCAGAUGAAAAUGAGGAGAAAGAAAAAGAGGAACGAAUAAGCCAAGAUAACUAUGUGAAAAACAAUUCUCAAAUUUUUAAAUUAAAAACUACUCGUAAUGAACAAAGCCGCAGGCCGAUUAUGAUUGGAUCUUCAGUAUCAAGCCUUAUUACAGGAUUUAAUAACCACCAACUAUUAUCUGAAAUUAAAAUGAAGCCUGAAAAGGUCAAACCUGAAAAACAUAUGUUUUCUAGUUUUGAAGAUCUACAAAACUUAGAUAAACAAUCAAACUCGAUUAAAGAGAAACCUUCCGAAACUCCAAAUUUUGAUAACUUUGAUUUGAGUCAAAAUUUUGAAGAGUUUAAGCUAGAUGACUGUGAGAUAGAAGAGUACAAUGUGGAAGAAGAAAUCGAAGAAGAUUCUGAGAUAAAUAUAGACAAAGUGAGAGCAGAAAGCUUAAAUUCUCCAACAAAUAGUAAAUCAUCCACGAGGGUAGAACUAAUUCGUGCCACAAAUGAUGUAUUAACCCCUACUCUAAACAGAAACUCCAUAGAGUUAUUGAAGAAGCAAUUAGAAUUACAGAAGAAUCAAAUUCAAAAGGAACAAGUUAUUAAAGAUAGUUCCUCAUUUCGAGGCAAGAAUGAACCCACUUAUGAACAUUUCCUGGAGUGCACUGGAUUGAGCUCAAAAUCCAUAUUAACGCCAUCUAGACUGUUAAGUAAUCACAAGAGUAUGUUGAAACCGAAAGAUGUGAAGCUUCGUUCCAAAGUUAAGGCUAAUAACUUAUUCGAACGUCAUAGUACUAGCUCUGUAAAAUAUUGGUCUGAACCAUAUGUCUAGCAUAUUAAGAAGUUUUUUAGACUUAAGUCUGUGUUAAUAAUAAAUAUUUCUUCUCUAAAGUAACAUUUAAAUUCAAUGUUGACGAUUGUAAAUAAAUAAUAAAACAUAAGUUCCACAGACUAUGUAUGAACUAUCCAAAUAAUAUAAGAGAGCAACAUACUUACCUAGAGACGAACGUAAUGAACUGAUCCUUUACAACAUGUGACAUGAAUAUUUUUUUUUAAAUACUUUUAAAAUAAAUGCUCCCAAUUAGUCAGUUAUAAUUUUAAUUGUAAUAUUAUGGAAAGUAUUUAUUCAUAGAAAUGGUAUGGCACGAUUGAGGUCAUAAAUCGUAAUGAACCUAUUUAUUAGGAGCGAAUUACGUUUCUAGAUUAUGUUUUAUUAUUAAAUUUUUUGUUUUAUUUCUAUGUACCUUUAUGUUAUAAAACUAUUCAUUUAUCUAUAUUGUAAAAUUUGUUGAUGUUAUUAUAU